AUGGUGUUGGAACUUCAUGUUUGGGGCCCCGGCUUCUCGCUGCCUUCUAUCGAUCCCCAAUGCCUCGCGACCAUUGCCUAUUUUUCUCUCCUUGUCCCCAGGGACUCUUGGACGCUCGUCGCAAGUAGCGAUCCAACCAUCUCUCCAACCCAGGAGCUUCCCGCCCUGAAGAAUGGCUCAACAUGGGUCAGCCGGUUCCGGAAUAUCGUGGAUUAUCUGCGCCAAUACUCGAAUGGGGCGUGGGAUUUGGAUCGCGAUCUGAGCGCGCUGGAGAAGGCAGAUAAUGUUGCUUUCUCCUCCUUUGUCGAAUCCCGCGCCCAAGCCCUCAUCGACCUAUCCCUAUACGUGACCAGCCAGAAUUACUAUAGUGCCACAUCCCCGGCAUAUGGUGCGAUCCUUCAAUGGCCCAACCAAUGGAUCCUUCCCCCGCAGCUGCACUCCGCAGCCAAAUCGCGGACGGAAUCGCUGGGCCUGUCGUCAUUGGACCUGGAAGCCGUGCGGGAACAACAGAAACGCGAUCAUUCAGCCGACAUUGCGGCUGGGCGCAUCCCUCAGAAUCUCAUCCGGCGUCCCCGGGAGACGGUGUCUAGCCUCCUAGGCAAGACGUCACAACAGCAUCAGUUCCGACUAGAGGCGCUGACAGGGGAGCUGUUUGAGCCGUUGGAGGAGCUACUCGGUGAUAAGACACAUAUGCUUUUGGCAAAGGCGCCGUCAAGCCUUGACUGUCUUGCAAUAGGCUAUCUGAGCCUAGCCCUGGUUCCGGAACUACCCCAUACGUGGCUGCGCGAUUUAAUGCUGCGCAAGGCCCCACGCUUAUCGCAGUAUAUCGAGCGCAUGCGCCGUGAGCUAUAUGGAAUUGUCAGCGUCUCCGAUGCCUUCACCAAUGACGGGCAAUCAUCACUCCCAUGGCAGGCCCCGGGGCGCGCCCGACUAGCCACUAUCGGAUCAACGCUCCUCAACACGCUCGCCGACUCGACCCCGAUAUUGAAGGAUAUCCGCGUCAACAACCGAUUACGUGAGACAGCCGAGUCAGCCGACUCCGGGCUGUCCGAGACGGAGGGCCAGGCAUUGUCAGCUUACACGAAACUUCAGGGAAAAGACACCCUCAUCUCCAUUGCAACGGUGGUCGGCGGCUUCGCCGCACUCGUCGGGUACAUGGUCCAUAUCGGCAUCUUCUCUGCGCCUGAAGAAGAGGCUGAGGAAGAGGAAAACGAGUUUGCGAUACCCGAGUCUGUAGACGCUGGUGAUUUCCUAGGGAGUCUCAAGGCGCAGAGCUAG
Molecule: messenger RNA, 1278 nt
Organism: Aspergillus calidoustus
Lineage: Eukaryota; Fungi; Ascomycota; Eurotiomycetes; Eurotiales; Aspergillaceae
Source: the annotation of a GenBank genome assembly